ACGUAUAGCGUAUCCUUGACCGGCACGCUGAUUUGCAUGGGAGCGGUGUGUUGAAGGCUUCAAUCUUUGAAAUGUUUGCUUUUGGGCUGACCGUUGUCAGACAUGGAGAAACAAGAUACAAUAAGGAGAGAUUACUUCAAGGCCAAGGUGUAGAUGAGCCUUUGUCUGCAACAGGAAUAAAGCAGGCAGAAGCUGCAGGCCUGUUUCUUCAAAAUGUUGUAUUUACAAGUGUAUUUUCAAGUGACCUUCAACGUGCAAAGCAAACGGCAUCUAUAAUUCUUUCUUACAACGGUAAUACCAGCGGGGUAGAAAUUUGCUAUGAUCCCAAACUUCGUGAGAGAGGAUUUGGUGUUGCAGAAGGCAAACCUAUUAGCGACAUGAAGACCAUGGCAAAAGCUGCAGGCCAGCCAUGCCCACAUUUUACACCUCCAGGAGGAGAAACUUUAGAUCAGGUGAGAUCUCGAGUUAAAGUGUUCAUUAACACACUAUGCCAGGAGAUUGUAGCCAAGCAAGAAUCACAGCCAUUUAACGAAGUGAGUCCAUUGAAAUCAAUGCAAGACUAUUUGAAUAAUACUACUGAAAAACAACCUUCUACAACAAAUUGUGUAGAAUUACAAGAAAACUACCAGGAAUCUUCAGAUGGGACUCUAGACAUCCAUGCAAAUGUGCUUGUGGUCAGUCAUGGGACUUACAUAAGAAAUAUGGUUAAAUACUUUGUUGAUGACCUUCAGUGCACUUUUCCAAAGUCUAUGAAGAUGUCCCACGCCUUUUCCGCUUGUCCUAACACUGGAAUGUGUCACUUUGUUGUCACAGUUGAUCUUGGUAAUAAAUGCCCAAGAACUGUUGAUUGUAUUUUUAUUAAUAGAAAAGAUCACCUUGAGGAUAUCAAAGAUAACUAACUCUAAUUAUUAACUAAAUUAAGAAUUUGGUGUGCAUACUAGAUAGAUAGACAGACAGACAGACAGACAAUUGUGUUUUAAGGCCUUAUCUAAUGUAAAUUGUGAUUAUUGGUAUUCACAAGUCAGAAAACAUUACCAAUGCAGCUGUCUUCCUUCUUUUCAGAAUUUUAUAGGAAAACAUUUUUACUGGUGUCCAUAAUCAAAUGAGUUUUAUUAUGUUUGUGUGUCCAGAUAAAAUGUAUUUUAAGCUCAGUUUAGGAUAUAGUUUGAAAAUCUCCUAAAUGGUUGUUAAUUUGCACUUUAUAUUAAUUUAUUUUCUAACCAGUAUUUUACUGGUAGUGAGUAGAGAACUUAUUACCAUAUUAGAUAUUUAAAAAAAAAAAAAAAAAAACGUUUGCUGUGUAUGAAGAGUUAAUUUAAAUUCAUACUUUAGUGUUUUAAUAGUAAAAAAUGUGAAAGGCUUUCAUAUUUUCUUCUGAAGUCUAUAUCAGGAGUACUAUAUCAGUAUUGCUUACGGACACUUAUUCAGUUGUCUGUAUAUGUUUAAAAAUGCAAUACACUUUUUAAUUUCUUUAUUUAAAUUGUACUCAGAAUCUGUAUUUGCUUUGCUGCUCAUUACAAGUUUAAAACCGUUCCUUUUUCAGUUAGUAAAUCUUAGGGUUGUCUAGACAAUUGUCAUGUCAUUGAAGGUGUUUUGUCAUACUUUCACAGCUUGCCACUCAAAGAGCAACUAAGCAUCACCCUUGCUGUGUGCCAGGCUAAAGAAGAAGCUUUACAGAGUGUUGUGGAUGGGUUAAGAGUUCAUGAAACUCCUGUUCAAUAAGAAACAAAACCUAGGUAUAUAUAAUCCCACACACUAUAGUUUAACUUAUUUUGGUUUUACAAAGUGUUAAAACAUUAAUCUAUUCACUUCAUUGAAAAUGUCCAGUAUUAAUAGCAGGUUUAAAUUAAUGUAAUUCGUUUUCAUUAUAAAACAAAAUGCUAUACAGGUAUUUCAAAACCUUUUAAGAAUUAUAAUGGUGUGCUUCUUUCUUUGAAAAAUGUUAUAUGUAGAGCUUUUAGACCAUCAGUACAGAUAGGAGUGAAUGGUAAGGCAAAAAUGUUAUAUCAUUUUAAAAAGCCACGGCUAUGGGAACUGUCAUGGUAUAAUUUAUGUGCAUAUGCUUUUCAGACUGAAUCCACUUUAGAUGCUUCUGGUAGCCGAAUUUAAGUUAAAAUGGGUAGUUCUACUGUGAUUUGAAUUAACUGAAGUAAUACCUAAAUAGCUAAUGUGCAAAAUUUGUAAAAUAAGAACUGAACAAUAAUAAAUAUCUAUUGCACUUGACUUUUAAGACACAAUCUUGGAAAAUGUGUGAUGUAUAGACUAUACAGUUAAAAAUUAAAUAAGUUUUACAACAAGUA
Messenger RNA from Polypterus senegalus (gray bichir), 2300 nucleotides. Its product is annotated as fructose-2,6-bisphosphatase TIGAR-like. The record is from RefSeq and is a predicted model, not a curated record. Gene Ontology annotation, molecular function: fructose-2,6-bisphosphate 2-phosphatase activity. The transcript is spliced from 6 exons. Bases 72 to 899 code for a protein of 275 amino acids. Gene Ontology annotation, cellular component: cytosol. NCBI's taxonomy places the organism in Eukaryota, Metazoa, Chordata, Cladistia, Polypteriformes, Polypteridae. Gene Ontology annotation, biological process: positive regulation of DNA repair; regulation of pentose-phosphate shunt; fructose 1,6-bisphosphate metabolic process.